Molecule: messenger RNA, 294 nt
Organism: Melampsora larici-populina 98AG31
Lineage: Eukaryota; Fungi; Basidiomycota; Pucciniomycetes; Pucciniales; Melampsoraceae
Exons: 3
Coding region: 1-294 (97 amino acids)
Source: RefSeq, a predicted model, not a curated record
AUGAUUUUAAUAGUAUUUGAUUCAGGAAUAGUCCCACUCCAAAUCAGAGCAACCACAACCACAACCUCAAAUUCAAAUUUGAAUCAACCACAUGCAGCUUACAAACAAACCACACUUUUAUCAAAAUCAUUAAUAGUUUGUAAAGAAGAAAGAUCAAUCAAACCAGAUUUAUAUCCACAAUUGAAAGGAAAUCAAGUGAUCUCAGGAUAUUCAGGAUGGUUUAGAUCUGCAACAGCCAAACCUGGAAAUAAACGGUUUGCAACAGAUUCAGGUGACCAAAUUUCCAAGAUUUAG